Messenger RNA from Camelina sativa (false flax), 1380 nucleotides. NCBI's taxonomy places the organism in Eukaryota, Viridiplantae, Streptophyta, Magnoliopsida, Brassicales, Brassicaceae. The record is from RefSeq and is a predicted model, not a curated record.
AUGAAGAAUUCAACAACGGCGCUGUCCGAUCUUCCACUAGAUUUGGUAGAGAAAGUGAUAUGUAGGGUUCCGUUAACAUCUCUUAGAGCAGUGCGAACUACUUGCAAAAACUGGAAUGGUUUGUUCACACAUCGUCGGAGCUUUACAAAGAAGCACAUCCGUAAAUCAAGAGCAGCAACGAAGAAGAGAGAGUUUAUGGCAAUCAUGAGGAUCAAUGCUAGUGUUGAUCUAAUGAGUUUCAAUCUCCGUGGACUUGAAAAUGAUGACGACGUUGAAACAUUUAUAAAUCGAAAAGGUAAAUUCAUUAACCUAAACGAUGGAGAUGGAGUUGAUGAUAUAUAUAGCGUCUCCCACUGCAGUGGCUUGUUGUUAUGCACCACCAGACCAAAAAAUUCGAGGCUUAUGGUUUUGAACCCUUAUCGUGGGCAAACAAGGGGGAUCGAACCCAUUGACCACGAAUGCGACAUGGACUCGUACGUUCUAGGAUACGAGAAGAAGAACAUGAAGUCGCAUCGUUGCCACAAAAUCUUGAGAUCUAUGGAAAUGACCUCGAUUUUGAAAGAUGAUAUCGGACUCAUUCAGGAAGUACGACGUCGUAAGUAUCAAAUCUACAAUUUUAACUCCGAUUCAUGGAAGGAUAUUCAUCCGACUCCCAACAGGCACUUGCGGUUUUAUACACGUGACGUGUCUCUCAAGGGAAAUACUUACUGGCUUGUUCGAUGGGAUACUAAAUGGUGUAUGCCAAGGCCACCUCGCAAUUUACCUCUAAGGGAUUGUAUGCGAAGGCCACCUUGCAAUUUAUCUCUAAGGAAAUCAUUCCGAGGACGAGUAAGAGACAACUCUGACUUGCUUUUAGAAAACCGACUUAGAAUGGAAGAACGAGUAAGAGAAACCCGAAAGUUCUUUUUACUCUGUUUUGAUUUCACAAGGGAGAGAUUUGGACCGCCUCUAGAUCUACCGUUCGACUAUCGCCGAGAAGAUAGUGUGUCUCUAUCUAGUGUAAGAGAAAAGCAGCUUGCAUUGUUAUGGCAGCGAUCCGGUACAUUAAAGAUGGAGAUAUGGAUUAGUAAUAAGAUUGAGCCCGAAGCGGUGUCGUGGAGCAAGUUGUUUGUAGCUGUGAACCUGAAAACACGUCUUACGACUUUGCCGUUUGAACAAGGGAGUUUUUUUGUUGACAAGGGGAAGAAAGUCGUUGUAGUUUUUGAUAGAGACUUAGAGAUGCACUGGGUAGCUUAUAUAAUCGGAGAGGAUGGAUGUUUUAAAAAAGUGGUUUUUGGAGAAUAUAUAAACAAACAUGGUUGCCCAGCAAUUUUGUGCCCUUAUGUUCCAAGCUCAGUGCAAAUCAAGCAGGCUACACCACGAGGCAAUCAUGUUGAUUAA